CCGGAGCCCUGCGGCGCUCGCGUGGCACCGGAGAGCCCGGAUCCCCGCACCGGAGAGCCCGGAUCCCCGCGCCGUCACCGCGCCCGGCGCUGAUACCUGUGCGGAGCCGGCGUCCCGUCCCGCGGAGCAGCCACGGAGCCGCUGAGCGAGCCGCGGAACGCGGCCGGGGCUCCUCCGGCAGAGCUCGGCGGGGCAGCGGCACCGCUCUGCCGGUGGUUCGGUGCUUGGGGCUGCUGCCGCCCGUUAGCCCGGCGUCAGGCACCCGUUCUCUUCAUAAGCUUUUUGUUUCUGCCCUGCUGGUCGCAGUUCCUGUCGUGUGUGCCUUCAUUUUUAUUCCUUUCCUAGUUGCUCUGCCUUUCAUCUUCUGGCGUGUAGCAGUAGGUACAGUGCCCCUUCCAGGGACUCUGGCAUAGCUUCUAAAAGCGAAAGCAGUUUACUGUAAUAACUCACUGCCCAUGAUAAAGGAAUAUAUACUGCUGUUUUUUCUGGAUACAAAUGCAUCUGUGCCCUGAAGAAAAACAGUCUAUUUCUGCUACAGUGCUUUAUGAGCAAGCCCAGUUGUUCCUGAACCAAACACACUUAAAGACCUCCUUCUGGAUGACCAAUGUGUAUUUUAACCAAUUAUAUUGGAAAUUAAGCCUCCAACUUCCCAUUCAUUCCAGCUGAUAGCAACGCAUAUAAUGCAAACACAAUUCACAGGAUCACACAAACAUUACUCUUAAAACUUUCUAGAUGAUUGUAGUUGCUUUCCUUGUGUUCUAUGCUAGCAGAAGCCUUUUUCAAGGUUUACUGUUGACUCUAGAGCACCACGUUCCCCGUUUACUGGGAGCUUUGGGGGCUUGCAAUAUGGGAAACUCGUGUGUUUGCCGUGAUGACAGUGGAGCAGAAGACAACGUGGAAUCUCAGAAUCGACAAACAGAGAGCAGUAGAGUACGUGUACCUGAAGCAAGAAGCCACCCAAGGGACCCUGUCCGGCCACCUAGGAGGGGUCGAGGGCCUCAUGAACCAAGAAGGAAAAAACAGAAUGUGGAUGGGCUAGUACUUGACACACUGGCUGUAAUUCGGACGUUAGUAGAUAAUGACCAGGAGCCUCCUUAUUCAAUGAUCACGUUGCAUGAAAUGGCAGAAACAGAUGAAGGCUGGUUGGAAGUUGUCCAAUCUUUAAUUAGAGUUAUUCCACUAGAAGAUCCACUGGGACCAGCUGUUAUAACGCUACUACUUGAUGAAUGUCCGUUGCCAACAAAAGAUGCAUUGCAAAAGCUAACUGAAAUAUUAAACUUAAGUGGCGCUGCUGCUUGUCAGGAUGCUUGUCACCCUGCCAAACAUCGGAAUACAACUGCAGUACUGGGCUGUUUAGCAGAGAAGUUAGCAGGUCCUGCAAGUAUAGGCUUACUCAGCCCAGGCAUAUUAGAAUAUUUACUUCACAGCUUGAAUUUCCAGUCUCAUCCGACAGUGAUGCUUUUUGCACUAAUAGCACUGGAGAAGUUUGCACAAACAAGUGAAAAUAAAAUGACAGUUUCUGAAUCCUGCAUUAGUGACCAACUGAUCUUGCUAGAGAAAUGGACGGAUCAUCCAGACUAUUUAAAACGCCAGGUUGGAUUCUGUGCCCAGUGGAGUUUAGACAAUCUGUUUUUAAAAGAAGGCAGGCAGUUCACAUACGAGAAGGUUGAUUUGACCAACAUUAGGGCUAUGCUGAACAGCAACGAUGUCAGUGAAUACCUGAAGAUCUCACCACAUGGAUUAGAGGCUCGAUGUGACGCCUCAUCCUUUGAAAGCGUUAGAUGUACAUUCUGUGUUGAUUCUGGAGUUUGGUACUAUGAAGUUACAGUAAUUACUUCGGGAGUGAUGCAGAUAGGAUGGGCUACCAAAGACAGCAAGUUUCUCAAUCAUGAAGGUUAUGGUAUCGGGGACGAUGAAUACUCCUGUGCAUAUGAUGGCUGCCGGCAGCUGAUUUGGUAUAAUGCCAGAAGUAAACCACAUUCCCAUCCCUGUUGGAAAGAAGGAGACACAAUAGGAUUUCUACUAGACUUGCAAGAAAAGCAAAUGAUCUUCUAUUUAAAUGGAAACCAGCUUCCUGCGGAGAAGCAAGUAUUUUCAUCAGCUAUAUCUGGCUUUUUUGCUGCAGCUAGCUUCAUGUCUUACCAACAAUGUGAGUUCAACUUUGGGGCAAAACCUUUCAAGUACCCACCAUCAAUGAAAUUUAGUACCUUUAAUGAUUAUGCCUUUCUGACAGCAGAAGAGAAGAUCAUUUUGCCAAGACACAGGCGCCUGGCUUUGUUGAAGCAAGUGAGUAUCAGAGAGAACUGCUGCACACUUUGCUGUGAUGAGGUAGCAGACACAGAACUCAGGCCGUGUGGACACAGUGACCUGUGCAUGGAGUGUGCCUUGCAACUGGAGACCUGCCCUUUGUGUCGACAGGAGAUACAAACCCGAGUCAGACAGAUUUCUCACAUUUCAUGACACGUGGAGAAAUACCACAGACUUGUUUUUAAUGAACUUCAACCAAUACUGAAAGGGGAAAGCAUCUCUAACCAAUCUUUACGCACAUAGAACCAUAGCCACGGCCAGAUUUCAUGCUAAAGUGUAAUCUGUUUAUCUUAAAAACGAGAUAUUUUUAAUAAGCUAUUUCAGGUUGCCAGCAAUGUGGACUGGUUUCAACAGUAAGGAAAGCUGGUAGUUCAGUGUGUUACGGCUAUUGGUUACUCCAAGGAAAAGCAUAGGAGAGCAUCUCUCUUCCUCCCCCUUUCCUUUUCGCCUGUCACAAGUGCUGAAAAAUUUGCACUGGAAGUACACAUACAAUGCAUUUUAGAAAGAAAAGAAGAGAAAGCAUCUCCUAAAGCAGGGCCAUUCUGUCUUGUGCUUGAAAGUCUCUAUUUUUGGCAGAAGUCAGUACAAAAAAAGAAUGCCAAUGUUUCCUGUUUAAUGUAGCCUCCUGCUGGUCAGAGACUCUGUAUUUUCCAACAGUGGAUAUUAAACUGCUCAAAGACUUGAUCUGUACACAGACUGAUUUGAAAGGACAGCGUGGAGACUGUAAAGAAAUUCACAUUUUAAUAACUCGGUGAUUCCAAAGAAAGUUUUGAUUUGUUUUUAACUGUUAAAAGAUUGGCGGUAUUUUCAAGUACAUAGUAUUUCUGAUGAUUUUAACUUCAAUACCCACAUUUUUUUGUGAGGAUAUAAUUUUCAGGAGCUAUUAUUAACUAAUUAUAAUGCUGGACUGGAAUUAAUUUGAUAUUCUGGGUAUUUUUUAAGGUAUCUGCAAACAUCUUUUUUAAUCAGUAUUGUUUUUGAAAAUUAUGUUCACUUUUAAAAUAUUGAGCUAUCUUAACGGAUUGGAGAAGAACUCUGAGCCAGUUUAUUUGAGGGGAAAAAAUGUUACUUGGAGAGCAAGUUCAUUCUUACUCUGUAAAUCUAAAAAUGCACCUUGAUUGCCAUGUAUCAGUCCUGUUCUGAUCAGGUUUGGGGCCACACUUUGUAUUUUUGGUAGGGAUACUGGGGGGAUCUCUGCUCUACUUCAAUUAUACAUUUUGUGACAUUUGUAUGUUGAGGAUGUAUUUCAGCAGGCAGCUUUUGACUGUUUUAUUUGGUUUCUACGAAGAAUCAGGGUUCACACCUAGUGUUGGUGAAGUAGCACAAAAGUCAGUGGAAUUAUACUUAUUUUGCACCAACUGAGGCUAUGACUCUCUUACAAGGCUUGUACAGGUUGCUUUUUUUGAAAAUGAUUUGGAUAUAUAGUAGAACUCGACUCCUUCACACACAAUUUACACCAGAAACAUCCCCCUUCUUGGCAGUGAUUCAGUAGCAGAGAUUAUGGUAAUGAAUUCUCAUGCUGUGAUGUAUUUUAUUUUUAAAAUCUUUUAUAAUCUUUACUGUCAAGUAUUAACAAAGCAAAACUGGGGCCUACUCUUCAUGCUGAGUACUGUUGCUUCCUCCUGACCUAAAUAGGAACUGAGAGCACCGCAUGCCCUGCAGCUCCCCCAGUCAAGCUGUGUAGCAGCUCCUUUAAAAUUCUACCCUUGUUACCUUCAGGGUGCUGAAUUUCCUCCAGAGGAAGGAGAGGGAGAAAUCUCCCGUGAGCCUCAAAUGUGUUAAUUAGGAAAGUUAUAGGCAUCCUUUUCUUAUUUUUUUCCAAAUACAGGCUAAUCGUUGGUUCUUUUUAUUAUUCAGUCUUUUUGCUAAAAUGUGAAUUCUUUCCCCCUCUGGAAGCCUCUUUUGAUUAAAGUCAGAAUGGCAAACCCAUGCCUGGGGGGUCUUCCUUUCCUCACUGACUAUUUGAUCGUGUUUUGGUGUUCUCCACUUUUCCAGCUGGAGAACUCCCCUGUGGAGUUCUCCAGCUCACUUUUUCCUGCUCAGCCUCAAUAAGCAAACUUGUAAAGACAGUCACUGCCAAAAGGAUCUUUGAAUUUCAGAACCCUUUGAAAUGAAGUUUUAAAUGCUUCCACAUGCAACGCUAGGCACAAAGCUACACCCCCUUUUGGACUCUGCCUUAAUGGGUGCCAGUAACUUCAGGGCUUUGGUUUCCCUGGUGAGGACUAACAGUAAAAUUUUCAAAAGUGCUUAGGACUCCUGAUUAGUAUCAGGUGCUCUCUAUGGCCCGGGUCCAUAAAGGCUUCUAGGUGCCCUAUUGAAAGGAAAGGGACCUUUGUGGACGUAGGGCUAAGUGCCUGCAUGCCUUCUUGAAAAGAUGUGAAUGCUACGGAAAACUUUGCCCUGGACCAUCCUCCGUGCGGCUGGCACUGGGCAGAGGAAGUCAACGGCACCGCAGGAAGGAGCUCUGUUGCAGAGAACUGUCCUAUUCAUUUCAUGCACAAGAAGCCCGCAGCAUUUGGAGGUAGGAAACGCGAGCAGCCCCGCAAGGGAAAAGUGAACUGUAGUGAGUUGUCCGUUCGCAAAUAAAACGUCUGGAAGAC
This is a messenger RNA of Cygnus olor (mute swan), 4907 nucleotides long. RefSeq names its product ring finger and SPRY domain containing 1 (gene RSPRY1). Gene Ontology annotation, cellular component: cytoplasm. The transcript is spliced from 16 exons. Bases 733 to 2460 code for a protein of 575 amino acids. Lineage: Eukaryota; Metazoa; Chordata; Aves; Anseriformes; Anatidae. Gene Ontology annotation, molecular function: ubiquitin-protein transferase activity; protein binding. The record is from RefSeq and is a predicted model, not a curated record.